Molecule: messenger RNA, 606 nt
Organism: Effrenium voratum
Lineage: Eukaryota; Dinophyceae; Suessiales; Symbiodiniaceae
Source: the annotation of a GenBank genome assembly
AUGCUGCCGCGCCGCGCCUUGCACCGGCGCGAAGUUCCGAGCGACGGCUUGUCAGCGCCCACCACCGACGGGGAACGCUCCCCACUGCCUCGUGCGCCUGCGCCUGCGCGGCUGCAUGCAAAGGGCGACGAGUUGCCAGAGGAUCCCAUGGGCUUCACUGACGACGGGGAUUUGGCCGCCUAUCGCCGACGCCGCUCCGUAGAGUUCAAGCACGGGAGGAUUUCCAUGCUGGCGACCAUGGGCUUCAUGACCCCGGAGAUCCUGGGGCACUGGCCAGGCUACAUCUCGCCCUCGCAGGGCCUGAAAUUCGCGGAUGUGCCGAACGGACUGGCUGCCCUGCAGAAGGUCCCAUCUCUAGGCUGGACUCAGAUCCUGAUGUACUUUGGGCUCAUAGAGUACAGCGCAGGUUUCGAGGAUUACCGCACUGGGACCCCCGGAGACUACGGGUGGAAGGUUCUCAGCUCUGAUGACCCAGAGGAGAGGCGCCGCAAGCUGAACGCAGAUUUGGCCAAUGGCCGGCUUGCCAUGGUGGCCAUAAUGGCCAUCUUGUUUCAAAAUGGGGUUGCCGGCACCACCGGCCCCGAGAUGUGGCUUCCAGAGAUCUGA